GGGUUCAUCAAAUCCAUAUAGCUUGCAGCCUUUCCAUUGAAUCGUUUCAUUGCCGCUAGACAACAGUAACAACAACUGAACCACCUUGGUAACCUUCUCUUCUCAACAAGUAGCAACAUGCUGGUUCACUCUGUUCUAAGCCUGAUCGCCUUCCCAGCCGUCGCUCUGGGCUCUUCUUUCACUGCAAAGACAAUUGGGCAACUUCCUCUUGGCACAUGGUUGGAGAAUGUUGCUGUGCGCUCUAAUGGCGACCUCCUGGUAACGGAACUCUGGCCCUCGGCGACUGUCUAUACUGUCGUCAACCCAGCAGACUGCAAGUCUGGUCUUGAAGAGCUGGUCACGUUCCCCUCUAUCACCGGACUUCUUGGUAUCGCCGAGGUACCCAAGAGCCCUGGAAAGCCUGAGACCUUCAUUGCUGUUGGCAGUGAAGCGACUGCUCUUAGCCACUUAACGCCAGGAACCUUUGAAGCUUGGGCUAUCGAGUUUCCUAAUCGACGACACCAGCCCAAGGUGAAGGUCAGAAAGAUCAGCGACAUGACCAAGAAGAGCGCUUUUCUCAACGGCGUUGCCGCUAUCCCGGGCAGGUCAGAUGCUGUCCUAGUAUCCGACUCUGUCGCUGGGUUCGUCGGGCGCCUGGAUCUAUCUACGGGUGUCUUUGACGAUUCGGCAUUUGUGUUCCCCGAGAUGGCCCCUAUAUCAGCUGAUGCUUUCGGAAUCAAUGGUAUCAAGGUCCGCGACAGCUACCUGUACUUCACGAAUUCCAACGCUGUCAAGAUAUACCGCAUUGCAAUCACACCAGCUGGGUACCCGAAAAAGGGAGCCAAGCCUCAACUCGUCGCAGAUCUUUCGAGCGGUGUUGGGUUCUUCGAUGACUUCGAGUUUGACACGAAUGGUAAUAUCUAUGCCGCUACCAAUUUUGACAAUUCGAUCGUCUUUGUUGAUGUGAAGACUGGGAAAUGGAGAACUGUCGUCGGGGGUAUUCACGAGAUGACAGUUGCGGGUUCGACUGCUGCAGCAUUUAGUUAUGGGAAGAAGGGGGAGAAGACCUUGUAUGUUUCCACAUCGGGUGCACUUGCAAAGCCUGUCGAUGGAACCAAGACAGAGGGUGCCAAGGUUGUUGCUGUGAAGAUUCGCUCGUAGAGAUUACUGAACCCUUCUACUUGAAGAGGUAAAGAACGAUUGGAACAGUGGUAUUAAGACAGACUGAGGAGCGGGAAGUGCCAGAACCUAUUCGUUAUACAUCUGUUAUAGCAAACAGAGUUUUCCAAAGCCGAAAAUUCCCAAGGGCUUAUGAGGAAAGGCACAAGUCUGGAC
Molecule: messenger RNA, 1314 nt
Organism: Fusarium oxysporum Fo47
Lineage: Eukaryota; Fungi; Ascomycota; Sordariomycetes; Hypocreales; Nectriaceae
Exons: 1
Coding region: 118-1140 (340 amino acids)
Source: RefSeq, a predicted model, not a curated record